Scomber japonicus (chub mackerel) is the source of this 1327-nucleotide messenger RNA. RefSeq lists its product as uncharacterized. The record is from RefSeq and is a predicted model, not a curated record. The transcript is spliced from 2 exons. The coding region runs from base 1 to 1257 and encodes 418 amino acids. Lineage: Eukaryota; Metazoa; Chordata; Actinopteri; Scombriformes; Scombridae.
AUGGAGCUCCCCUGUCUUGCUGUUGAAACCCCCACCACAGCCAGCUCCAGCUCCACGGAUCCCCUGUACGACAACUGCCCACCUUUUGCCCAGCGAGGCAGGGCCAGGGAAAAGGAAAUGGAGAGUAGAGUUCUGUGCCCUGCUGUAACCAGACUCCCAGGCCCCUGCAGCCCUCUCCCUGGUCUGGCUCCAGUUGUGGCUGAGGUUCCCACACUAGCUGGUGGGGGAAGAGGGCCUGGCACCUGGCCAGAUCACAGUUACUGCAGCUGGAGAGAAAGCCUGGGAAGACAGUGCUGGGGAGCAGAGAUGGGCCCAGGCAUGAACAGAGCACGAGGAGGAGAGAGAGGGGGAGAGCAGGGGAGUAGCUGGGGAGCAGAGUGUAGAGGAAAGGACAGAGCUCAUCUGAACCAGAGCCCCAGCCCAUCACAGAGUGAGGAACACCGCAGUGCUCUGUCUCUCUAUGAUAACCUCCCUGAUGCUGUCACCCCUGAUAGCCUCCAGGCUGCCUUUGACAUGGAAACAAGCUUCCCAGAGCACCUACAGGAACAGAUGUACCAAGCAUGGGCCCCUGAGCAGCUCCAGGGACUGAUGGAGGGUGAGGGAGUGAGUGAAGAGAAGAGCCCUUGGUCUUCCUGCGAGAUCAUCCUCCCUGAAAGUGGCUCCAUCAACCAGGACCAGAAUCCAGACCAAGAAAAGGAGCAUGAACAGGAGCCUGAGCUGGACUCAGUAUCCUGUGGAUUUCAGCAGGGGGACUCGAUGCUGCAUCCCCCGCUCUCUCAAAAGAUGUUGCCUCCUCAGCCACAACUUGCAAGGCGUUCCCCCCAGCAAUGCCAAACUGGGUGCCAAGCUCCUUGGCUUCAAGCUGAGGCCCAGCACCAAGAGCAUUCAUCCUGGGCUCCUAGGGUGCCCCCUCCCAUACCCCUUGCCGACCCCUCUGCCAGUGCACUUCGCAGCCUCCUCACCAGCCUCCAACAGCAGAUAAUGAGACAGAGGGAAGAGUAUGAGGCACGAAUAAUCAGCUUGGAGCAGAGAAAUGAGGAGCUGCAGGUAGAGGUUGCUCGGUUGAAAGCCAACCUUGCACAGCAGCGACACUGGUACCAGGCUGUGCAGGCUAAGAUUGCGGAGUCUGAAAGGGUCCGCACUGAUGCAGAAACACGCAAUUCAGCGCUGCAGAAAGACAUGGAGCAGUUCUUUGACAACUUUGGAGAACUCAACAAUGAGGCCAAGAAGACAGAGUACAUCGUCAAGAGCUUUUGAGAAUGAAUAUGUGUGGUGUGUGAUGAUAUGAAGAGCAAGUGUGCAACGUAUAGGAAUAAAGGCAAAAGAU